Molecule: messenger RNA, 827 nt
Organism: Tarenaya hassleriana
Lineage: Eukaryota; Viridiplantae; Streptophyta; Magnoliopsida; Brassicales; Cleomaceae
Exons: 5
Coding region: 81-560 (159 amino acids)
Source: RefSeq, a predicted model, not a curated record
CAGAGGAACCGAUCUUUGAUCCCAUUGCCGAGGAGUGUUCUUUCUCCGACAGUAAACCAGAGAGCAAACAAGCGAGCGAGAUGGGUUUCUCCUCGUUUCUUGGAAGGGUUCUCUUCGCUUCGCUCUUCAUCCUCUCUGCUUGGCAAAUGUUCAACGACUUUGGGGUUGACGGUGGGCCUGCAGCUAAAGAGUUGGCUCCAAAGCUUCGUCUGGCCAAGGCCCAUCUAUCUUUCAAAUUAGGGAUUGACUUGCCUGAUAUUGAGGUGAAACAAGUAGUGGCUACUAUUGUUGCCCUGAAAGGACUUGGAGGCUUACUCUUUGUUUUCGGCAGCGUCUUUGGGGCUUAUCUUCUGGUCUUCUACUUGGUGGCUGUCAGUCCUAUUCUAUAUGACUUCUACAACUACGGGGCUGAGGAUCGCCAAUUCUCUCUUCUCUUCACCGAGUUCUUGCAGAGUGUUGCACUCCUUGGGGCAUUGCUUUUGUUUGUCGGAAUGAAGAACACAACAACCACCUCCAAGAGGGAUCUGAGGAAGAAGACUCCUAAACCGAAAGCCGCCUAGAUAUGUUUUUUUCUCCCAAAGAACUCCCACAGCCUUGGAGCUGUACCUUGAAUUCUCAAGAAAAAAGUUUCUUCUUUUUGUCAGUGACAUUAAUAGGAUUCUAGAUUAGUUCAAGUAUAUCAUUCAUGAUUUCUCUUUAGUUUAAUUGUUUUGGGAUAUUGAGGAGUUUUGAAUUUCUGGGUUUCGCGGUUCCUUGAUCCAAUUUCCCUUUCUUUAGGAUCUUGACAUCUACAUUGUUACGAUGGUAAAUCAAGGGAAUCUGAAGCA